UGCAAAACUGCGGAGUGCAAACAUAGGUCGUUCGUUAGGUUUUCUUCUUCCAUUACAAAGUACAAGCUGUCUGCAGCAGAGACAUCCACAUAACUCUCUCCACCGUGGAAGCACGAUUUCUUCCUUCCUCAAAUUUCAAAGAAUACAAUGGCUCACAGGCGUUGCCUCUUAAUAAGAGGGAACCUCAUGAAUCGGAAGUGUCACCCAUCUUUUAGUUAUGUUCUCCACAGUGAUGACUGGAGACGUGAAUGCCCUGAUGAAAAGUCACCUUCAGAAGGCAUUAGUAAUUCUAACCAAAGAAGGAUGUUUGGGAACUCAGUUGAUGGAUCAAUCUGGUUUGUUGCCUAUUCUGGACAUAGAAUGCAAUCAAACAGAUUCCUUUCAGCGUACUCUGGAUAUAAUUUCUGUCGACAUAUGUCAACAGUUAAUCAGGGUUCUGAUAAGAUUGACAUAAUGACUGACAUAGCAGAUGUUCUCAAAGACACAACUGUGGAAGCUGUAACUUCUCAGGCUCCCAUUGUCAAAGAAGUUGCAAUUGCUGCUGCUGAUUCUUUUUUACCUGUGAAGGCCUUGCAGUAUAUUAUAGAUGCUGUGCAUUCCUACACUGGAUUAAACUGGUGGGCAGCCAUAGUUCUAACAACUCUCUUCAUUCGGAGUGCAACAGUUCCACUCAUAAUAAAUCAACUUAAGGCCACUUCUAAGCUUACACUAAUGAGGCCGCACAUGGAAAAGAUAAAGCAAGAGAUUGAAGAUAAGGCUAUGGAUCCCGUAGCUGUUGCUGAAGGUCAGAAAAAAAUGAAGAAUCUGUUUAAGGAAUAUGGUACGAGUCCAUUUACUCCAUUGAAGGGACUCUUUAUUCAAGGUCCGGUCUUUAUCAGUUUUUUCCUUGCGAUAAGAAACAUGGCUGAAAAGAUGCCAUCUUUCAAGCAUGGGGGAGCCUACUGGUUUGUUGAUCUCACAACUCCAGAUGCCUUGUACGUUUUGCCAGUUCUUACUGGAUUGUCAUUCUUAAUAACAGUAGAGUGCAAUAUGCAAGAAGGCUUGGAGGGAAAUCCUGUUGCUGGAACCAUGAAAAAAUUCUCUAGGGGUCUUGCAGUUCUUACAGUUCCUUUCACCAUGGGAUUUCCAAAGGCUAUAUUUUGUUACUGGAUUACAUCAAAUUUGUUUUCACUUGUGUAUGGACUUGUCCUUAAAGCUCCUGGUGUAAAGGAAGCUUUGGGCAUUCCUAAACUACCCGAUGCAGCACCCACCAGUGCUCCACAAUCCCCCUUUUCUCUGUUUCCAGCACUGAAAAAAGCUAAAUCAGCAACCAAUGGACCAACCUCAUUGCCAGUUGAACCAUCAAAACAUCCAAAGAAAAACACAUCUUCUCCUGAUGCCAGUCAAAGGCAUAAAAAGACAUCUUCUCCUGAUGUCAGUCAAAGGCUUAAACGUUUAGAGAAACAAGUGAAAGGAAGAAAGAAAAACAAGAACUGAGGAAAAGUUGAAUUGUUCCUAGCUACAUCAUCUACUAUCUAAUAUAUCGAUGUACUAAAAUUUUGUUAUCAUUUAUUUCAGGGAGUCUGUUAGAAUCUGAAUGCUAGAAUUAGAAUCAAUUUUUUUGGGAAUUAUUUCUGAUUUUAAUUCUAAGGAUUUGUUGCUAAUACAUAGCAUGAUUUGUUCCCAAAAUAAACAGAUCUGUCUGAUGUAACUCAUUCCACAUUCUUUGUAGUUUCCCCUUCUAGUUACCGAUUCUCAGGGAUUGUUAAAUUCCCAUUGUAGGGUAUUCAAAUGUGUAAUGAUCCUAUCGGAAAUAACGAAGAUCAUUGUAUUUUCUUCCUGUUAUUCCAAAGCUGCCAUGGUUGGUUUA
This is a messenger RNA of Cajanus cajan (pigeon pea), 1849 nucleotides long. RefSeq names its product mitochondrial inner membrane protein OXA1. Gene Ontology annotation, molecular function: membrane insertase activity. The record is from RefSeq and is a predicted model, not a curated record. Gene Ontology annotation, biological process: protein insertion into mitochondrial inner membrane from matrix. NCBI's taxonomy places the organism in Eukaryota, Viridiplantae, Streptophyta, Magnoliopsida, Fabales, Fabaceae. Gene Ontology annotation, cellular component: mitochondrial inner membrane.